Molecule: messenger RNA, 3911 nt
Organism: Trichobilharzia szidati
Lineage: Eukaryota; Metazoa; Platyhelminthes; Trematoda; Strigeidida; Schistosomatidae
Source: the annotation of a GenBank genome assembly
GCGUUACACCACUUUCAGUGACCUUGAAGUUUUAGGAUGGCUUAUUCUCGUCGACUCCUGCUAUUCGAUGAAAGAGAAAUCAGCCUAUUGGAUGGCGAAAAUCAGUCAUCUAAACUGCAGGCUAUUGAUACUAACUGCUCAACGUAUGGUCGUGGUUAUUUGUGGUUCGGUGAUUCAUAUGGCGUUGUACAUCGUGUAGAUAGAAAUCUACAGUUGACUUCAUUCCAAGCCCACGAAAAUUGUGUACACCUUAUUCACCAGAUGAAAGAACACGAAAUAUUACUAACUAUUGGGGGAGAUAAUACGAAGGAAGUGAAUCUUAAAGUUUGGAAUCUUACAAAGUGGACAAACAAAAUGACUCCAUUUUGUACUCGGAUUACAUCAGUCGCGCCUCCUGGAUUACCAUUUAGCCUUGUUACGUGUUUGGCCGUAGAUGAAGGUCUUCAUUACUUGGUAUUAGGUCACGCGAGUGGUUUGAUCCAGUUAUUCAAAGGAGAUAUAACUCGUGAAAGACAAUGCAAACGUUCCAUACUCUAUGAAUUCUUGUGCCCUGUUACUGGGUUAGGUUUGUAUAUUCCAGAUCAUUUAAGUCAUCGACAACAAUAUAAAAAGAACUAUUCAAAUAAUGCUGCAACUUCGGAUGCUAGUCAGUGUCAAGAUCCUAUAGUUUUUGCAGCCUCAGAGCAGAGUUUAAUGAGUUUUGUACUUGGUCAAAAAGAGAAGAUCAAGUGUAAGACUGUUCUUGAUCGUUUUGGAGCUCGACCGCAUUGUACAACCAUGUUGUUGACUGACGAUGUUACAGGAACAAGUCCUCAGUUUGCUGUCGCAUGUUCAGAUGCUGUCUACUUUUACAAUUGGGAUGGUAGAGGCCCGUGUUUAGCUGUGGACGGUGAGAAAAUCGCUUUAGAGACGUACAAAAAUUAUUUGAUUAUAUUAAAAAACACUGGCAAGUCCUUAGUGAAUUCUUACAAUCCACUGCUUAAUUUAACACACAAUAAUAAAGAAAUAGGCAAUUCAUCAUCAUCGUCAUCGAGUAUGGCAGCAACGUCAACGGGAGCAGCGCUUUCACCACCGCUACCGUCUUCUCAAUCCUUCAAUUAUAUCACAUCUGGUUCACUUAUUAUACAAGACUAUAAUAAUAAAUUUGUUGCUGGUGAAUUUCAUUUCACUUAUUUCAAGGCUUUAUUCAUUGAAUGGAAUGGUAUCUAUUUGUUAUGCGGCAAUGAAUUUUCUAAUCAAUUCGAUGAAACAUUAAACACUGGCGAUAGUGUUGCAUUGAAUACUAAAUUGAUUUGUUUAACCGAAAAGGAUACACAAACUAAGCUAGAUAUGCUGUUUUCAAAAAAGAAUUUUAAUUUAGCUAUAGAGAUAGCUAAAUCUCAACAUUUUGAUGACAGUGAACUUGCUCAUAUAUUUUGGCGUUAUGCUGAUCAUUUGUAUAGACAAAAAGAUUAUGAUGCAGCUAUACGGGAAUAUAUCAAAACUAUCGGUAAACUUGAAGCAUCAUUUGUUAUCCAAAGAUUUCUUGAAGGUAGUCAUAUAAUCCAAUUGACGAGUUAUUUGGAGGCUUUAAAAGAUCAAAAUCUGGCUACAAGUGAUCAUUUAAUUCUUCUACUUAACUGUUAUUGUCGUUUACAAGCUGAAGAUAAAAUAGAACAAUUUGUCAAAACGCCUAAUAGUACAGUAUUAGAUAUUACAUCCGCGCUACACGCUUUAAAACAGUCGAAGUAUAUAAAUGCUGCUGUCAAAUUGGCUGAAAACACUGGACGCUACAUAGACUGUAUUGGUCUUUUAAUUGAAGACUUACAUGAUGGCAAAUCAGCGCUUAAAAUGAUUGACAAACUUGAUUUUGAUGAGGCAUUACAAUCUAUCAGUGAAUACGGGCAUCAGUUGAUAACGCAUUGUCCUGUAGAAACAAUUCAACUAUUGGAUAAACUAUGUGCUCAUCCAGAUGCUAGUCGAAUUAAUGUACAGCAUUUUCUAAAAGUCUUUGUCAAUAAUCCCAAAGGUUUGAUGCAAUUUCUUGAUCGUUAUAUUAAUACUGCUGUAUCAUCUAAACUGGUCACAGGUGUCGUUGAUACAUUUCUGGAAUUAAUCCUAUAUGAAGCGAAUCGAUUAAAAGUUAAUAACUCCUCCAUUGAAGAAUCGAAUGAAUUGUUUAAAAUGGCAAUGAAAUUGUUAUCUAAUAAUGAGCUUAAUUACGAUGAAAAGAAGGCUUUGGUUCUUUGCCAUCAACGUGAAUUUUAUGAUGGUUGUAUUUAUUUAUGGGAGAAACAAAAGUUAUACGAUCAACUGAUUCUGCAUUACAUAGCAAGAAAUAUGAAUAAUGAAAUAUUGACUGUUUGUGAAAAAUAUGGCAAUCAAAUGCCUAAACUAUGGCUUACUGCUUUGGCUUAUUAUGCACAUAAACCGGAACAUUCAGAUAUUCUUAAACGAGUUAUAGAUCAAGUGGACAGUCUAAAUUUGGCAUCUCCUCUAGUUGUUUUACAAUUAUUGUGUGAUACUGAUGCUGAACACUGCUGUAAUGUUGGGACAGUAAGGGAAUACUUUCUUCGUCAUUUAGAAGCUGGCAGUAAUCAAAUAAAUACUAUGAAAAAUGAAGUUGAUCGUCUUCGGAAAGAAACUAUGCGUAAUCGUGAAGUUGUGCGUAAAUUAAACGAUCAGGUGAAAAUAUUUCAACAACAAAAGUGUGUAUUAUGCCAUCAAAGUCUUGAGCCUCCAUCAGUUCACUUUUUAUGCGAUCAUUCUUACCAUAAAGUAUGCUUUGAUAACUAUGCCUACGGUGACCAACAAUGCCCUCAGUGUGCACCUAGAAAUAAGAAGUUAUUAGCAGAAAUGAACAAUGCAUUGCCAAUAAAUAAGUCAUUCGCUAAUAAUGAUACCGAUUCAUCUGAUCAGUUAAUAAUUCAACUAAAGAAUGCAUUAAAUAUGGUGAAAGAAGUGAGUAGCGAGUCAAAAGCUGGCCGUGGCAAUACACUUUCCUCUACAGAUGAUAGUAACAACACAGGCAGAAAUAUUAACAGUUCAAUACAUUCUCCACUUUUAAGUAAAGCUUUAUCCAAUGUUCUUAUGCAUGGUCCAUUGUCUAAUCAAAAUAAACCAAUCAGCAGUCAGAUUGUAAAACAUGAUGACAGUGAAAAUGAUAUAACUUUUUCUGAAAAACAAUCAACCGGUUCACUGAAAAUGUCUAAUUCCUAUCAAUCUCCUACUUUAUUUAAACGCGUACAACCCAGUCAAAUUGCUCCAGUAUCAACAGGUGGUGGUACUAAAGAUCCUAAAUCGGUCAACUCUUCUCAAGUAUCAUCCACUAAUCCCUUUCAACCAGAACCAUCCAUAUCUACAGGUUAUUUCUCGUCUAAUGAUCCAGUUCAAUCCAAUCUAUCUGUAAAUAGAUCAUUGAAUCCAUUCGAUGAACUUUGUGAUGGUGAUAAUGAAAGUGUUACAUCUGGCAAUAAACCAGAAUCUGUUGAUGCCGGUUUCAAUGAAUCACUCGAUCAACAUCAACAAACUCAGUCCAAAUCUCAAUCACUUAAUCCUUUCGAUUGGGAUUAAUUUUAGCUUAAUAUUUAUUUUGUUUGUUUUUUUCUUAAAAUUUUAAUUGCAUACUUUUCAAUUCGAAGAAAAAUUAUUUUAUCAAUGUGAUAUGACUUGAAUUUCACUAACAAACAGUAGUCUACCUAAGUCUUGUAUCUUUGCUUAGAUGAAUUUAUGCACUGGUCAUUAUACCUGUUUUCAUUAUAUAUGUGAUUUUAUUCUGCUUUUCUCUUAUUUUAUUCAUUAUUAUAACUAUGAUUUCAGAAAUUUUGCUUUCCUGUGAAUUUUACACCUAUAUACUUUUAUAAAAUAUGUACUUGUAUACACAUUUCUCACUGAAAAAAAUUUUCUAACGCUUCUUACUGAAGAAAAAGAGU